ACAGUGGUGACAGUUGACGACAGACUUUCGCGGAGAUAGUGUUUUGUUAUUGUUAGCUCUUGGAUUGCGCAAGAUAAUAAUUUUAUUUAUUUUGCAUUUCAAGCAGCGUAAAAAAUUGACAUUUAUUUAUAUAUGCGCUGUCCAAAGUAUAUAACGAAUUUUAAAUCGAAACAAUAGUUUUCGUAGUGAAUUAAAAAUCGACAUACCAAAGAGGGUUACCGUCAAAUUAUUUCGGUUGUCGAAAGUGAUACAAACAUAUAAAUAAAAUGUCGAAUGACACUGGGAACGAUGUGGAUAGUCAACUUGAUGAAGAAGAUAGACCGUUUCUGAGGGAUCGUGUUUACUAUGCAGCUAAGGAUGGGCUAUCAAUUGCCAUGUUUGCUCUGCUUAAUAAUGUGAAAGAUGACGAAACCAAAAAUGCCAUAAUCAAUCAGCCAUUCGCUGAAGACGACGGCCAAAUAUAUAGUCCACUAUCAAUAGCUGCUCGUAAUGGCCGAUACAGAGUUGUAAAAAUGUUGUUGAGUAAUUUUAAGCCAGUGAUUGACCAAGAUUGUACGGCGAAACUUGACGGUCAUAUAGUGCAAGGUGCAACAGCUUUAUGGUGUGCCGCUGGUGCUGGUCAUUUAAAUGUAAUUAAACUUUUGGUUCAACAUGGAGCAGAUGUAAAUCAUAAAACUAAAACCCUAUCUACCCCAUUGCGAGCGGCUUGCUUUGAGGGUCGCUUGGAUAUUGUGAAAUACCUCGUUGCUCAUCACGCAGAAAUUAAUUUCGGAAACACUUAUAACAAUACUUGUCUCAUGAUAUCAUCUUAUAAGGGACAUACUGAUGUGGUGGAAUUUUUGUUGGCUAAUGGUGCCGAUCCAGAUGUGCAAGCGAACUGUAAUGCAACGGCAUUACAUUAUGCAGCCGAAAGUGGUCAUGUAGACAUAUGUGCAAUUCUGUUAGACUACGGUGCGACGUUAAAGAAAAAUGAGUAUGGAAUGUCCGCAGUUAUUUCAGCCGCUGAACGAACGCGAGAAUUAGUGGUCGAGUUGUUCUAUUCGAGACCAACGCUAUUAACCAAAGAAGAGAAAAUAGAUGCGCUAGAAUUGAUGGGUGCAUCAUUUGCAAAUGACAAAGACAACUACAGUUUGAACAAAGCAUAUCAUUAUUUGAUGCUAGCCAUGGAACUAAGAUAUGAGGAUCAAUCAAAUCCAGUCAAAAAGAAAAUGUUACCACCGGUACCUGCAUACGAAAAUUGGAUCGAAAGUCAAACAAUUCAGGAUCUGCAAGCAAUACAAAUGAACAACAAUUCAAUACAUAUGGAAUCGUUGACGAUACGAGAGCGUAUAUUAACUCGAAAGUGUCCAGAUGUUGCACAUCCUGUUGUGUUUCGAGGAGCCGUCUGUGCUGAUAACAAUCGAUUUGACAGAUGUGAGAGUCUCUGGUUACACGCCCUCGAACUGCGUCAAAAUAACGGGUUGUCGGUUCAAAGAGAUCUGUUGCGGUUCGCUCAGGUAUUUUCACAGAUGAUUCACGUUGGUGUUACGCUUCGGUUACAUAAUGUUUUAGCCGUGCUGCUUUCAUGUAUACGUGAGCUUGAAGUGAAUAAAGAGAAAUUCAAAAAUCCUGGUCCCAAAGAUGACCUGGAACAGGUGAUGGAAGAGUACGAAUUGAACAUAAUAACCGCCUUGUAUCUCUGCACAAUUAUCACAAAACUGCUGAAGAGAGAAUCGCCAAAGACCCAGAAAAGUGAUAAAAAUUCGUCCUACAAAUUGGUUUACACAUUGAACAAAAUGAACUUAAAGUUACGCGAUGGACAGACGUUGUUGCAUUUGGCUGUGAAUGGAGUAACACCAGUAGAUGACUUCCAUACGAGUGAUGUGUGUCGUUUUCCUUGCGUCGAUACGGUUAAGCUAUUGCUAAACUGUGGUGCGUCUGUGCUUAAAAUGGACUCGAACCGAAAUUCUCCUUUGCACACAUUGACUGGAACACUUCACACUAGCCGGACACCCGAUUCUCAAAUGCUCGAAGUCGUAGAGGAAAUAACGGAUCUGUUCGUCAAAUCCGGCAUCCAUUUAGAUGCAGUCAAUGUGCACGGACUCACCGCUUCCCAGUUAGCCACAUCACUUCGCUCUCAUACAGCUACUAUCAUAGCGGUGAUACGACGGUGUGAGUCUAACGAAACAUGCCUACGAUGUUUGGCCUCGCGAUGCAUAGCUCAACAUCAAAUCCCGUAUGAAGGGGUCGUUCCUAAGCAUUUGGAGGAUUUCAUUCAGAUGCAUUGUGGUGAAAAGCUGUAAAGAUUUGUUUUGUAAUUUUAAUGCUAGAAAAUCGCAACCAAUCGCUUCCAACGAACAUUUUUUUGUUUUAUUGACUGGCGAAUUAUUUAUUUUUCGAAUUUUUUUUUAUGAUAAAACGUAACGUACCCGAUCCGCACAGAGAUUGUAAAGUUUUAGUUUCAUAAAAAUUCUCUUUUUGUUUUCUUUAACACAAAUGAAAAAGGACUGAACUUAAAAAACCUUUUCGAAUGUUUUCGCGUUUAUUGUGGUGCUAAUUUUAAUUGAUGAAAAACUGAAUAGAAUAAGCUAAACAUAAUGUUCUUUACACAAAGACGACGACUAAAUGUUUGUAUAUUUUUUUAUAAAACGCAAAAAGAAUUAAACUGGAUAAUGAAGAAA
This is a messenger RNA of Bradysia coprophila, 2660 nucleotides long. RefSeq names its product protein fem-1 homolog B (gene Fem-1). The record is from RefSeq and is a predicted model, not a curated record. NCBI's taxonomy places the organism in Eukaryota, Metazoa, Arthropoda, Insecta, Diptera, Sciaridae. Gene Ontology annotation, molecular function: protein binding.